Molecule: messenger RNA, 1550 nt
Organism: Trifolium pratense (red clover)
Lineage: Eukaryota; Viridiplantae; Streptophyta; Magnoliopsida; Fabales; Fabaceae
Product: probable sodium/metabolite cotransporter BASS1, chloroplastic
Exons: 7
Cellular component (GO): membrane
Source: RefSeq, a predicted model, not a curated record
UUUUUCUUCUUCUUUUUUAAAACAAAUUCCACACUGACAGACACUGUCGUCGUCGUCAAAGCUUCGAAGCUCAGCUCAAAACAACAGACGACAAAAUGCAAGCAUCAAUCACAUACUCACCACUUUCAACUAAAUUUAUCAAAUUCAGAACAAUCUUACAGCAACACAAACCAAACAAUUUCUUCAAAACCAAAUCCUAUUUUGCAUCAAACAAAACCAUUUUCUCACCUAACACUAUGCAAUUUUCAACCUCAAUCACCAUUAAACCCUUCCACAUCAAAAUCCCCCAAAGUCUCCAUCUCCAACUUGGGUCCACUUCGUUGCGGCAUUUCAUCGAACAGUGAGAGUGCAAAUGUGGAUGGGAGAAGUUUUAGGCAAUGGGUUGAGGUUGCCGGUGAGGCGAUAUCGACGGCGUUUCCGUUAUGGGUUACGAUUGGGUGUGUGUUGGGUUUGUUGAGACCAAAUUCGUUCAAUUGGGUUACUCCUAAAUUGAGCAUUGUUGGACUUAGUGUAAUUAUGCUUGGUAUGGGUAUGACUUUAACUCUUGAUGAUCUUCGUUCUGCUCUUUCUAUGCCUAAAGAAGUUCUUUCUGGUUUUUUCCUUCAAUAUUCGAUAAUGCCAUUAUCUGCAUUUUUUAUAAGCAAACUCUUAAAUCUACCAUCACAUUAUGCAGCUGGUUUAAUAUUAGUUGGGUGCUGUCCUGGAGGCACGGCUAGUAACAUUGUAACGUAUCUUGCACGUGGAAAUGUGGCACUUUCUGUUGUAAUGACAGCUGCAAGCACUCUAUCAGCCGUGAUCAUGACUCCUUAUCUGACAGCCAAACUUGCUGGUAAAUAUGUUGCUGUGGAUGCAGCUGGCUUAUUAAUCUCGACAUUGCAGGUUGUGCUUUUUCCUGUAUUGGCUGGUGCACUUCUGAAUCAGUAUUUCCAACCUCUUGUUAAACUCGUGUCUCCAUUGAUGCCACCCUUAGCUGUAGCAACUGUGGCAAUUUUAUGUGGAAAUGCAAUUUCACAGAGUUCUUCUGCAAUCCUUAUGUCUGGUGGACAGGUUAUCUUAGCUGUCUGCCUUCUUCAUGCUUCUGGUUUUUUCUUCGGAUACGUUCUUGCCAGGAUUCUUGGUCUAGAUGUGUCAUCAUCGCGAACUAUAUCCAUUGAAGUUGGCAUGCAGAACUCAGUUCUUGGCGUAGUUCUGGCUGCCAAGCACUUUGGAGAUCCCUUAACAACAGUACCUUGUGCUGUUUCAAGUGUGUGUCACUCAAUCUUCGGUAGCAUCUUAGCAGGAAUGUGGAGACGCUCUGUGCCACCUGAGAUGAAGGUCAAGGACUGAAUAUAGCUAGCUGGAUAAUCUUUUGCUUGUAAAUAGGAUGUUUCAUUGUUGUAACAUUUUCUAGUCACCAAAUACAUUGUUUUUCAGUGUCAAGGUUCUUCAAUCAUAUUAUUUUCAAGUAAACGGUACAAAUGAGUUAGACUAAGUAUAUCUUUGGAUGCAUGGUGAAGAUUGUGAAGAAAUGAUUUUCCUCAAGAGAGAUAUGUUUCUUUUAUGUUUAAAAA